AUGUUGUUGUUUUGCCUUCUCCUUCUCCUGCUUCAAAAAUCACGACCCAGGUUGACCAACACGCAGUUCUCCGAGGCGGAGCUCAAAGCGAUCGUGGAGGAGGCGGGUGCGGCCGGGACCUACGUGUGCGCCCACGCCUACACCCCCGCCGCCAUACAGCGCGCCGUGAAAUGCGGCGUGGCGUCUAUCGAACACGGCAAUUAUCUGGACGAGUACACAGCGCGGCUCAUGAGCCAUCGACGGGUCUUCUUGGUACCGACUCUGGUAACGUACCGCGAGAUUGUACGGCAUGGUACGGCGGCGGGGAUGCCAGAGGUAUGGAGGAGUGGGAGCGGGGGUUCGUGUAAGCUGGUUGCCAAGGUUGGUGAUGCUGUCGACGCGGGUCUCAGGUCGCUGUCCAUUGCCGACAAAGCCAAGGUGCCCAUGUGCUUCGGAAGCGACUUGCUAGGGAACAUGCAUCCUGCACAGGCUGGCGAGUUCGAGCUACGAGCACGUGUGCUGCCAUCCGCCUCCAUCUUGCGCUCGGCCACCGUCAAUUGCGCGGCACUGUUCGGGAUGAAGAAACUGAGCCGACCUUCUGCUGCUGCGGCCCGGGCUGGAUCCGUUGGCUGACGUGGCGGUGUUGGCGGCUCCGGGGGGCGGUGCGGUGGCGGCGGUGUUCAAGGACGGACUACUGGCCACUGCUACGGGCUUGUGAGAAAGGAGGGGCCUGGAUGCACCUGGGUGCAGUGUAUUUUAUUUUUAUUGGCGCCCUUGCGAAAUAAUGUGACUGGCUGGGGCCGGUGGCGUUUGGAUGGUAUAUGUGUGCGCUGGACUUUGGGAUUAUGUUUUGUCCUCAGUAGUUUUUUUUUCUUUCGUGCUUCUGUGUGGGAGUAGAAUCACGUCCUGUUGCUUUUUCUGUGUUGGAUAAUGUGCGAGAGGGAUAUGAACUUUCUCGAAGGUUCCUUUUGGCUGUAGAUUCAAAUAGGUGUCGGCCGAGCGAGGAGUCGGUCAAACGCUUUUCUUC
Molecule: messenger RNA, 1006 nt
Organism: Volvox carteri f. nagariensis
Lineage: Eukaryota; Viridiplantae; Chlorophyta; Chlorophyceae; Chlamydomonadales; Volvocaceae
Exons: 7
Coding region: 1-612 (203 amino acids)
Molecular function (GO): hydrolase activity
Source: RefSeq, a predicted model, not a curated record